Molecule: messenger RNA, 6033 nt
Organism: Lodderomyces oxycetoniae
Lineage: Eukaryota; Fungi; Ascomycota; Pichiomycetes; Serinales; Debaryomycetaceae
Gene: MLP1
Product: Mlp1p
Exons: 1
Coding region: 1-6033 (2010 amino acids)
Biological process (GO): mRNA export from nucleus; protein import into nucleus
Cellular component (GO): nuclear pore
Molecular function (GO): structural constituent of nuclear pore
Source: RefSeq, a predicted model, not a curated record
AUGGGUGAUGGCGCCUCACCUAUUGAGAAGCAAAGCAAUCAGAAUCAUGUGUUGAGGUUGGAGGCAAAAACUGACGAAUCAAAGCCUGACGUUCAAUUUUCAAGUAGAAAUGAAAAUAUUGAAUCGAUGUCAGUAUCAGCUAAUGAGUCACAGCGACUGCCUGUAGCAGGUAGAGACAGAAUAACAAAGGUAGAUAACAGAUCUAACGAAAACCAAACCCAUGAGGAAGACAACGAGCCCGAUCUUGAAGCUCUAGGCGACGACCUGAUACAAGAGGAUCCCCAUACUUCUUUUAUACAACAAUCACAUUCGCAUUCUUAUAACACGCCGUCAAAGUCACUUCCUCCAUUGAAGGAUCAGGAUCUGAUUACCACACCAAAAUUGUUUCAUGUUGCUCGAGAUCAUGAUGAAGAUGAGAAUAAUAGGUCAAAGGCAAACAAUGUUGUAGCCAGCUCGCCAGUAGUGUAUAACAUACUGUCAGAACCUCUGAGUAACAUCAACAACAACAACAACAACAACAGCAACAACAAUAUAGUGCACCUGCUGAAUCAACAGCAACUUUUGCUGAAAUUGGAGGAUGUAGAGCUGGCGCAAAUGAGUGAUUCAGAGAAAAUCAAGAGCUUGAUUCAUAAAUCUAGAGAUUUGACUGUGGAAAACGAGCUGCUAAAGGAGACAUUGAAAUCAGCAUUAGAGAGCAAUAGAGAAACAAUCCAAGUUCUACAACGAAAAUUUUCUAAUGUAGAUGACCUAAAUAUGUCCUUGAAAGAUGAAAACCGGGAAAUGGUUGAGAGAUUUAGAGAACAAGAAAUGAAAAUAAGAAAAUUAGAAGAAACAAAUCACCAACUAGGUGUACAGUUGGAUCAAUUGCGACGAAUCAGGGUUGAAAAAGAAUCUGAGGCUAAGGAAUUUAAGGAGAAUCAAAAUCAACAAGAAAUGAAACUUUUGCACCAGAUUGAAGCCUUGUCGUCUAGUAAUAUCGAUCAAGGGAAAAGGUUAAAUGCAUUGACAGAACAAUUGAACCAAAGUCAAAAUGAAAAGUUCACCAUCAGCAUGGACUUGACAAAGACAAAAAAUGAAGUUUCCUACUUAAAAAAUCAAAUGAAAUGGUAUGAAGAAGAGUUAAAGUCGACGCAAUCAAAGUAUGCAGAGCUGAUAAAAACUCAUGAAUUAAUAGACGCAAAGGGAGGAGGAUCAAGAAAUUUGUCAAAUCUAGAGUCCAAGAUCAAAAACUUUGAAAAGCUAAUUAACAAUUACGAAUCUACAAUUCAUAACCUCAGAAAUUCAUUGGAAGCUGAAUCGUUAAAGAAUGCGGAGCUCGAAGGUAAAAUAAGCUCAAUUGACUCACGUUCUCUCAAAGAACUAAGCGCAAAACAAGAGUUGAUUGAUCUAACCAAACUUCAGUUGGAACAAAGAGAUGCUCGUAUCCAUCAACUUGAGAAUUAUGCAAACCAAGUUAAGGGCAAUUCCGACAAAGCUGUAUCUGCUUUGGAAUCCACCGUUUCUGAACAACAAGAGACGAUUCAUGGAUUGCAGGAAAGACUAGACCGGACUGAAGAAGCGCUCAAGACUCAAGUUCUAGAUCAUGAGUUGGUGGAUACAUCUGAAUCCCCCGGGAUCUCCCUUUCAGCAUUGUAUUCGGAGUAUACUCACGUAAAGAAAGAAUUGACACUAGAAAGAAUUCAAAAGGAAAAAAUAGAGAAAGAGAUGGAAGUUUUUAUUAGCCAAUUGGAUUCUGUGAAGCAUCUCAUGACUAAUUAUCGCGACCAAAAAGAUUUUUACGACAACUUGACAUCAGAUUUACAACAUAAAAUGGAGGAGUUGCGUUCAGAUAAAGUAGGAUUGGAGAAGGAACUCAGGGCAAUGAAAUCAACUUUGAAGGGAUAUGAAAACGAAAUCUCUACACAAAAGAGGAUACUUAAGGAUAUAGGUCGUCAAUUGUGCUUUGUUUUAAUCCACACCAAUCUUAGAGAUGGUAAAGAAGAACCAAUGUCAUUGAGCGAGAGGGAAAACAUUGAAAAGCUACUUGAUCGUACUGGCAAUUUUGAAAAUGAUGACCAGGAAUCAGAUACUGAUAAGCUUAUUUCUGAUAGGUUAUUAACAUUCAAGGAUACAAUAGAACUUAGGCAACGAAAUGAGGAAUUAGUAGCGGCUGUUAGACAGCUUUCGAAAAGACUUGAAUUGAAAGAAGAACAAAACGAAUAUGCAGAAAACACGGCAAUUGAAGAAGCUCAAGAUGCUAUUUUAAUUUUGGAGAAUGAGUUGGAAAAUGUAAAUGUCAAACUAGAAACUAUAACAAAAGAGCGUGAUGCAUUAAAUCAAAUCAUACAAAACGAACAUAGUAAUGGAUUUGAUCGCUCGGGAGGGCUUGCUCAACAGAUUUCGAGGCAAAAAGACUACGAAGAUAAAAUAAAAAUGAUCAAGGAAGAAUCAGCAAAAGAUUUGAGUUUAAAAGCACAAGAAUUGCGUGAAACAAUUGAUGCCAAGAACGAGUUGCAGUCAAAAUUAGCUGCUACGCAAAGAAAAACUGAACAAGUUGAAAUGAAGCUUUCUAUAGCUCAGAGCUCAAUUGAUCUUGCUAUUACUGAGAAAAACCAAUUGAAGUCUGAAACUUUGUUUUGGACUCAACAAGCCCAAAAAUUGGAAGAGAAAUUCAACGAGAAGUCGCAACUGCUACAUGAAUUGGAAUCACAAUUAUUUCAGAGUAAGAUUGUGGUAAAUUCUUUAAAACAAGAAAAGGCUUUUGGUGAUAACAUGAAUAAAAUACUCGAAGAUACCGUAGCAACAUUGAGGGAAGACAAACUGAGAGCAAGUGAACUAAUUAAAAAUUUACAGUCAAUGUUAAGCGACAAAGAAGAAGCUAUUAAAACAGCUUCUCGGAAGUAUGACGAACUAAUUGAUAAUUAUAAGACCCUACAACAAAAGCUUUCUGAAAGGGAAGAAAAAUUGCAAAUAAUAGCAGGCCAAUCUGAUAUGGCUAUCAAGUCUCAGAAUACAAAGUUAGAGCAAAUCAACGAAUUGAGCUUACAGUUGUUACACACUAGAAACCAGUUAGCAGAGAAGGAAAGGAUACUAGCUGGCUUUAGUAGUAGUGACUCGUCACCACCACUGAAGAAUCUAAAUGUCGAGUUGGAGCAGUUGAGAGAGGAGUUGAGUGUAGCAGGUGAUCGUGUUAUAGAGCUUACAGAGCUGUUAAGAGCGCAGGAGAAGGACAUGGCAGAGGCAGAAAGCAUUUAUGAAAAAGAAAGAAAAUCUGCAAUGGACAAACUAAGGUUAAAAGAAAUUGAAAAAAGUCGCGUUGAUGAAGAAAUGAAAAAGAUCCAAAAUCUAGUUGAUGCUAAAACCCAGGAGUUGACUAACGUGAAAAAAUUGCUCUUGGAGGCAAAUGAAAAAUUGAGGUCCUAUCAAGAAAAGGUUGAUUCGUAUAACAGUUUGGAAAACAAAUUCCAAGGAAAUAUAAACAAAGUCACUGAAGAGCUUGAGAAGCAAAAGAGUAUUAAUGAAGAGUUAAAGAGGAGGUUGAAUGAAGUUGGCACAAAGACACUUAAUUUACUGCAGCAAGUUGAUAUUUUGAAAGCACAGGCUGAAGAGAGCGAAGAUACAAUCAAAUCAUUGACAGAGGAGAAUUCUUCUUACAAGAGCACAUUAUUAGAUGCUGAGAAUAAAUAUGCCAACGACAGAUUAGAGUUGGAAAAGGAGAAAUAUCUCAUUUCAAAUAGAGUUCGUGAGUUGGAAGAACACAACAGGUUGUUGCUAAAUCAAAUAGAGUUGACAAGUGCUACAAAGAGUGAGCAGCUGGUCAAUGACAACACGGAGGAGUUUUCUCAAAUAAUUGGUUUCUUGCGCCGUGAAAAGGAAGCAAGUGAUGCCAAGUUACCAAAAAUUGAAGAGGAGAAUGUUAGAUUAAGAGUUAAGUUGGAAAGUUUGCAAGACGAGAUUGCCAACAUUCGCGCAGAUCAAAAAUCUUCAGCCAUUGAUUUACUGGCUAGUAGUAAUGAGCAAAUACAAAUGGCGAACGAAUUGGAGCAGUUGAAAAUAUUAAAGGAGAGAAAUGCAACUUUGCAGCAUGAAAACGAAAAGAAAACACAAGAAAAUUUGAGAAUCAGUGCGGAAGUUGCAAGGCUUAAGUUGGAAUUGGAAAAGAUAACUCAAGCCACCCAAGCGCAGCUAAAUGAGCUCAAACUUGAACAACAAAGAAUGAGAUUACUUUCAGAAGAGAAUUCUCGGCUCAAAGGAUUAUUGUCGAAAUCGCAAUCACCACAACCAGAGCCACCAAAAGCCACUGCUCCGGAGAUUGCUAAAAUGCAAGAACAAAUGGACAAGUUAAAAACUAAAGCCAACGAGAGAAUUGUAGCAAUGAGAAAGGAAUUGGGCAAUAAAGAAGAGGAGGUUAAGAAGGCAAAGAAUAUUGAAAUUAAACAAUUGCAAGAAAGAAUUAAUGAUUUGGUGACAAAAUUGUCAAGUGCAGAAAAAAACAGUGGCGAUAAACAAGCAGAAAAAGUUGCAAGUUUGAAUAAGGAGUUGAACGCUUUGAAAGAAGAAAGGUCCAGGUUCGUUGUUGAAAAGAACGAGUUGGUCAAAAACAUAACUGACUUGAAGAGAAAAGUCAAAGAGCAAGAGGAGCAUUUAUCUGAAAACUCUUCCAAUGGUUCCACAGCCUCUGAUGCUUUGCAAAGGAAAAAUCAAGAACUUGAACAAACCUUGGCAAAAAACAAUCUAGCAUUGCAACAACAAAUUGAGGCGGAAAAGGCAAAGACAAGACAGGAGGUGGAGAAAAAAUUUGAUAUCAAGCUAAAACUUUUGACAAGAAAAGUGGAGAGGUAUGAAUCAGAAGCGCGCGCUGCUAAAGCAGAUGGAAAGCUGAUCCCUUCCUCCCUAGCGCAACCCCUGCAAGUAGUGGCAGCGCCCAGUCAGAGCACUACAAGAUUUGCAUCGACUACUACUUCUCCAUCUCUUGGUACUUCUCAGACAAAUAUCCCACAGCAGCUGUCAGUGCCUUUUGCUCAACCGGUUUUUCAACCAGUUAUAAAACAGCAGGUAUUAGAACCCUCGACUCAGCAGAAUCGUACCCAGUCUCAAUUGACCACGGCUUCGUUACCGGCUUCGUUACCGGCAUCGUUACCGGCAUCGUUACCGGCUUCGUUUCCAGCUUCGUUACCAGCUUCGUUUCCAGCUUCGUUACCAGCUUCGUUACCAGCUUCGGUACCAGCUUCGGUACCAGCUUCGGUACCAACUGCAACAUCAGGAAUAACUCCCAUUACUACUAGUACUAGUACUCCUGCAAAUACUAAUACAACUGUGAAUAAACCAGCUAAGCCCAUAAUCAAUGAACCUAGAAUCACUGGUGAUAUCAAGCCUAAGGAAGGUGUAGAGCAAGAAAAAGUCAAAUUAACACCAAUAACAACCGUUGUUGAAGCGAAACCAGAGCCAACUGGCGUUGAUGCAAAACCAGCAUUAAUUUCUGCUUUUCAAAACAAACACAUAUCUACGCCGUCUCAACAACAAAUAAACAAAAACUCAACAGCUGCUUCACAAGUGCAAGUGAAGCAAUCAGCAGGUCAGUCUACAGGCGCACUGUUGAUUCAAUCACCAGCUCAACACAAUCCACAAACCACUACUACUUUACCACCACUACCACCACAAAACCUACAAAAACAACAACAACAACAAAAACAACAACAACAACAACAGCAACAACAAAAACAAAAACAACAACAGCAACAGCAACAGCAACAACAAAAACAAAAACAGCAACAGCAACAGCAACGAGAACUACCACCCAAGGCUCAAACUGUACAAACUUCAGUGCCUCCCAUGCAAGCAAAAGCUCAAGUUAAAACAUUAAUACCUAAGAUCCCUGAGCAUCCAGGAAACGAAUCUACAUUAACAGUAAAGAGACCCGCCAUUGCUAGAACUGACGGUAGGAAAACACAAAUAUCUAAUAGAGAUAAUAAUAAUAAUAAUAAUAAUAAUAAUAAUAAAAAGAGAACUUUUGACGAUGAAAGGCCUAAAAUCAAGAAAACUAAGAAUGUGUAA